AUCCAUAUUUCUAAUCUCAAUAGUAGCAAUAGAUUGCCUUAGAAACACUAAAGGGAUCUUGGUAGUAUUGGCAAUACAAGAUAAUUAACUUAUACUUUCUUUAAUUAUCAUUAAACAGGACGGAGAUUCCUUCUGCCAUCAGAUGUCUUUCUACUUGACUGAAAUGCACCUGUGGUCUUUGAAGAAUACCUUACACAUUGGAGAUAGAGACAUCGGCAUCUACCAGUAUUAUGACAAGAAAGAUACAUCAGAGCAUGGUAACUUAGAAGAAAAGCAGAGGUUGGCAGAAUCACGAGAUUAUCCUUGGACUCUCAAAAAUAGACGCCCAGAAAAACUUCGAGACUCACUGAAAGAGUUGGAGGAACUGAUGCAAAACAGUCAGUGUGUGCUGAGCAAAUGGAAGAACAAAUAUGUCUGUCAGCUCCUCUUUGGUUCAGGUGUGCUCGUGUCCUUAAGCCUUUCUGGGCCGCAGCUGGAGAAAGUGGUGAUUGAUAGAAGCCUGGUGGGGAAGCUCGGCUUAGACACCAUCAGCGAUGCUCUUCUCACAGACAGUUUCAUCAUCUUAUCAUUUUUGGCACAAAACAAACUAUGUGUCAUUCAGUUUACAAAGAAGAUGGAUUUGUCUGAUGUAAAUAAAAGACUGGAAAAACUCUCAGCCUUGGAUUAUAAGAUUUCCUAUUUUGAAAUACCUGGCCCAGUUAAUAGGACAACGCAACGUCAUCUAGCUAUCAAUUGCAAUCAGGAUAGAGUUGUUUGUUGGUGGCCACUGGUCAAUGAUGAUGUUUGGCCUUGGGCCCCAAUUUCUUCUGAGAAGGACAAAGCCAAUCUACUUCUCCUAGGUUGUGCUCAAGGAAGACUUGAGGUACUGAGUUCUUUUCACACGGAAUGGGAGCCACUGGAUGUUCGUUUUCUCACCAAAGAGCCUUAUCGGGUGGUCACAGUGGAGCACUCCAUCAGUGUAGACCAAGAGCCCAUGGUUGACAGCUGCAUCUAUGAAUAUGUUCGGAAUAAAAUUCACUGCAUAUCAGUCACUAGAAUACCACUAAGGUCAAAGGCCAUCAGCUGCUGUAGGAGUAUUACUGAAGACAAACUGAUUCUGGGCUGUGAAGAUUCUUCAGUAAUUCUUUAUGAAACUCAUCGUGGAGUGACUCUCUUGGCCCAGGCUGAACUUUUGCCUUCACUAAUAAGCUGCCACCCAAGUGGUGCUAUUCUGCUAGUUGGCAGCAACCAAGGGGAACUGCAAAUUUUUGAUAUGGCUCUGUCCCCUAUUAACAUCCAGCUCUUGGCUGAAGACCGCUUACCCAGGGUGACUCUGCAGUUCAAUAAGUUAUUUGAUGUCUCCAGCAGUCUUGUUCAGAUGCAGUGGAUAACCCCUCCAGCUGUUUCUCAGAAGCUUGAAAGCGGAAACAUCUGUGACCUCCUCUUCCUCAGAUUUGACAGAGGACCCUUGGGUGUGCUCUUGUUUAAGCUUGGCAUCCUCACUCGAGGCCAGCUGGGCCCAAUGGACAUCAUCUUCCAGUACAUCCACUACGAUGAGAUCUGUGAAGCAAUAAACAUCCUGAGCAGCAUGAACUGGGACACUCAGGGCCAGCAGUGCUUUAUCAGCAUGACCGCCAUUGUGAAUCAUCUUCUCAGACAAAGGCUCACUCCAGAGCGAGAAGCACAGCUUGAGGCAAGCCUUGGAACCUUCUAUGCUCCAACAAGACCUCUUCUGGAUACAACUAUUUUGAAAUAUAGAGACCAAAUCAGCAAAUACGCAAGGCGAUUCUUCCACCACUUGCUCAGGUACCAGAGAUUUGAAAAGGCCUUUCUCCUGGCCGUUGACAUCGGUGCUCGUGACCUGUUCAUGGAUCUCCAUUACCUCGCCCUAGAUAAGGGUGAAUUGGCACUAGCUGAAGUGGCAAGAAAAAGAGCCAGUGACAUUGAUGCAGAAUCAAUAACCUCUGGAGUCGAACUCUUGGGGCCUUUGGACAGAGGCGAUACGCUAGGUGAUGCUUUUAUUGGACUGUCCUUAUUACCUCAAGGGGAAGAAUCAUUUCCAGAUUAUCUUCCUGCCUUUGAAUCUGUCCACAGACAUGUUAUUCAGCAAAAAAUACUGAAUAGUUCUUCUAACAGACAGGUAACUGACAGAAGAAAUGAACAUGAAAAAGACAGCUGUGCUGAAUCUUUGAGGACCUGUAAUACAGAAGGAGAACUGAAACCAAACUGCAGAGGACAGGACCCAGGAGAUGGAGAAGGUGGUUCUCUCAGAAUGGUUCACUUUGGUUUGGUGUAAAUGAUAACAAACUUCUUUUUAACUUCAAAAGGAAACUGGCCUUUUUCAUGCCCUGAUUCCAUUAAAUUCUUCUAUAUGUAUUUUUUAAAAGGGAAGACAGCAUGUACAGCUCAGCAUAACAGAAAAGCAUCCUAAAGAAAAGUUCUUAACCUUAACUUUCACUAGUAUACAAAUUUUAAAAGUAUCUUAAAGUAUACACCAUUUGAUACCUCAUAAGUAGAAUGCUUAAUUUGUUCUCUCUAGCAUUUUAAAUUUUCUUCCUCAUGUCUUAUUUACAUAAUUAAUUUACAUGUAAAUAAUAUAUUAAGAAAAAUUUCAGCUCAGCAUUAUUGCCAUAAGACAUGGAUGUGCCUGUGGAGCGAUGUAGA
Molecule: messenger RNA, 2643 nt
Organism: Perognathus longimembris pacificus (Pacific pocket mouse)
Lineage: Eukaryota; Metazoa; Chordata; Mammalia; Rodentia; Heteromyidae
Gene: Wdpcp
Product: WD repeat containing planar cell polarity effector
Exons: 17
Coding region: 143-2275 (710 amino acids)
Biological process (GO): nervous system development; establishment of protein localization; cilium organization
Cellular component (GO): axonemal basal plate
Molecular function (GO): protein binding
Source: RefSeq, a predicted model, not a curated record